GUCGUCCACGAUGUGCGUGGUGAUCUCCGGGCGGCGCUCCGCCACCACGGGCGGCUCCAGCAGGUCGGCGCUCUCCGUCACGUGCACGUGCGUGGUGUAGCUGGCGGGCGCGAUGGGCGGCGGCGGCGGCGGCGGCGGCGCCAGGGACGCCGUGUAGCGCUGGUGCGACGUGUCCAUGAUCUCGCUCAUGGAGCGCGUGUCCGUCAUCUCGGUGUUGAGGCUGGUGAGCGAGCGCGCGGGCGUCAGCGACAGGUGGCGCUGCGGCGCGUCGAUCACGUCCUCGGCCUGCGACCAGUUGUCGUUGUCGGGGAUGGAGCGCUCGGACAGCGAGUCGAGCGCCUCGCGCGUCUGCACGUGCUCGUGCUGGCGGCGCAGGAUGCGCGAGUAGACGGGCGGCGUCUGCGCGUAGCGCACGGCGGCGGCGGCCGCGGCGGCGCUGCCGGCGGGCGGCGGGUGCAGCUCGGGCGCGUACGAGAAGGUGGUGACCUGCGGCUGCGGCGGGGGCGGCGGCGGCGCGCGCCGCUCCUCGCGCUCCAGGAUGGUGGUGAGGUUGCGCGCCUGGAUGCUCAUGGUGCUCUCCACGUCGGAGGGCGGCGGCGUGGGCGGCGGGGGCGGUGCCGCCGCCUUCUUGACGCGCACCGACACGUCGAAGCGCGGCUCGGGCGGCGGCGGCGCGACCACCUCGGCGUCGGUGCGCUGCGCGUAGCCCUCCGAGUAGAAGCUGGACAGCGCCUCCUGGUGCAGGAAGGCCUUGUUGUCGUAGGAGCCGGCCGAGGAGACGGUGCUGGGGCGGCGCAGCGAGCGCGUGUCCACGUCCUCCACCUCCGAGUGCGCCGAGCUGGGCGACUCGGACGGGUAGUCGCUGGGGAUGGUGUCGGAGUGGCUGCCGCCGGCCAGGAUGAGCUGCGCCUCCGAGCCCGACACGCUGGCGGCGGGCGGCGCAGAGAAAAGAAGAAGAAGAAGAAGGAGGAGGAGGAGGAGGAGAAGAAGGAGAAGGAGGAGAAGAAGAAGAAGAAUGAGGAGAAAAAGAAGAAGAAUGAGGUGAAGAAGGAGGAGGUGAAGAAGAAGGAGGAGGAGAAGAAGGAGGAGGAGAAGAAGGAGGAGGAGGAGGAGGAGGACUGCGACCAGUUUCGCAUCCCCGCUGCGCGGACGCUGCGAUCGCAGAGAUCGUCUGCCACGGAUCUGUCACGGACGCGCACACGCUGU
Messenger RNA from Gryllus bimaculatus (two-spotted cricket), 1206 nucleotides. The record is from the annotation of a GenBank genome assembly. NCBI's taxonomy places the organism in Eukaryota, Metazoa, Arthropoda, Insecta, Orthoptera, Gryllidae.